AGAAAUGAUAAGUAAAAAAUAAAUAAAGACAAGUCAAGAAGAAAGUGCGACAGAAAUCAUCCCCAAAUCCUAGGUCCGCCGCCGCCGGCGAGAGUGGCGGCUCCCGCACCUAGGUCCGCCGCUCCUCCUCCGCGUCCUGCCUCGCUACUCGCCGCCCUCUUCCUCCGCCUACUGGUUGUCGCCGCCGCCGCCGCCUGAUCCGUCGUCUUCGAACCCAGGACCGUGCUCCCAGCACGGCGGCGCCUGAGAUGAGCACCACCAGUGGAACCGCAGCGAAGCGCGCCGGGACGCCGCUGGCCGACGCGGAGGCCAGCCCCAAGCGCGCGAGGAGCAGCCGCCACCCUUCCCUCUCGCCCUCGCCUCCCCCCUCCAAGUCGCGGUCCCUGGCGCCCUCGCCGUCGCGGUCGCGGUCGCGGUCGCCGGCUUACCUGGCGCGGACCCCACCGACGGCGGCGCGGAGGACGCCACCGCCGGCGCCGCGGAGGACGCCACUGCCGGCGCCACCUCCGCGGAGGGAGUCCAGCGACCGUGAUGAUUUCGACAUGAGCCCCAGACCCAGCCGCAGCCGCAGCCGCAGCUACAGCCACCUGUCGGAAGAGACGGACGGGCAUGGGCGUGUGUGGAGGCCGCACGCGUACAGAGAGAUCAACGCCGACCGUGGUUACGGCGAGUACAGCGUCCGCAUCAGUGACUACGACCGCCUCUUCACCUGCCGCGGCUGCCACCACAUGCUCUCCUCGCCGGUCUACCAGUGCUCCAGCGGGCAUGUCACCUGCGCGACGUGCCACGACGAUACCUCGGGCUGCAGCUACUGCCUCGCCACCGGCUGCACCCGCAGCCUCGCCGUCGAGGAGUUCCUCUACGGCAUCACCUUCUCCUGCCGCAACCAGCAGUACGGCUGCGACGCGUUCCUGCUGCACCACCAGAUGCGCGAGCACGAGCGGUCCUGCCACCACGAGCCCUGCUUCUGCCCCGUGCCUCACUGCGGCUUUGCCGGCCAGACCUACGAGCUCGAGUCCCACCUCGCCACCCUCCACCGCUGGGACGUCGUCAGGUUCCGCUACGGUGAGAGCUUCGAGGCCCCGGUCCACAACCCGGCCGUCUUCCGCUGCGACGACUAUGGCGAGCUCUUCCACAUCCUCGCCUCCCGCGAGGGAGGGUAUGGCACCGCGCUCUCCAUGAUCUGCAUCCGCCCCGACAACGCUUGCAAGGAGGAGUUCACCUACGAGCUCAAGGUGCCGGCGGGUGGACGGCACCGGCUGCAGAUGCAGUCAACUGUCUGGAACACGUCGCUGCGGUACGGGAUCGGGGAGGGGAGCGACGUGUUCCUGCUCGUCCCUGACAAGCUGCCCGGCAAUGAGAGUGGCAGCAUUGUGGAGGUGUGCAUCAACAAGGCGGCGGCGGCCGGUGCACCCAGUGAUUAGCUCAAGCUACGCGCUCAAUUUACACCGUUAUCAUUAGAUGGUGUAUGGGGUUCUAUACUAUCUGAUUCCCGGAUUAAUACCUGAGGGUGUUCCAGAGUUAAGUCUACGGCUGAGGAAACCUGAAUGCUGUGCUUCUAGGUGAUAGCAUCUACUUAAUCUUUUUUUGGACAAACAACUUAGUCGUCCAUGGACGUUCUGGUAAUUGAGAUGUGAAUCAUGGGCAUUCAGUGCGUCGCUCAUAUCUAGAUAGUCUUUUUUUAGGUGAAAGAGAAAAUUAGGAUAAGAUGAAUCCUCAGGUAAGCAUUCCUUUUAAUCAGCCCUUGUAUGAGCAGAUACCUUCCCUACCAGAUAUGGUGCAUAUCUGAAUGUGACGAUCUUGAUGUCUAUGUUCGCGCUGGAGAUUUGUUUC
This is a messenger RNA of Lolium perenne, 1833 nucleotides long. RefSeq names its product putative E3 ubiquitin-protein ligase SINA-like 9. Gene Ontology annotation, molecular function: zinc ion binding. NCBI's taxonomy places the organism in Eukaryota, Viridiplantae, Streptophyta, Magnoliopsida, Poales, Poaceae. The record is from RefSeq and is a predicted model, not a curated record.